AAAUGUCCCUCUGAGGUCAGAUAAGCUGAAGGAAGAAGCAGGGUAGCUGGUAGGACCAGGAACAAGUGGAACGUCCCUCACCGACAGGGAAGGAGCCAGAGGGAACACCGGGCCUGAGGGAGGUGGCGUCUUUGGGCUGAGAGGGACUCCGGGAGGCCCCAGCACGGAGCACACCCACCAUGCUGCUCUGCCGCACCCUGCUUCUCCUCGUGGGGCUGUCUGCGUGCGCCGUGGCGGGUGACGAGGAACCGGCACUCGGUGGAACUGAAGCGAGGUCUUGGCUAACCGUGACCCUGGAGGAAGAUGUGAUCCCCAGCAUCCAGCUCCAGCUUCAGGAGGUGCAGAGGGGCAGAGUGAGCCAGUUCUUCGGGCUGAUGGGGAAGCGGGUGGGAGGGGUGCCUCCUAUCCAGCCAGCAAGAACAAACGGCAGGGCAUCAGCGAGGACAGAUGGGCCAGGACCUCCCAGGCAGGAGAGGACCAUCCACGGAAGGCAGAGAGGGUGAGGAGCACAGGUCGGAGUGAGAGCCCCUAUCGCAUGCUGCCCGGAGGAUGAAGCCCCUUCUCCACACCUGGACGUCACAGCUGACCAGCGGGCCAGGCCAGCUCGUGUGUGUGUGUGUGUGUGUCCUGUGUGCAACGCUGGCACGUCCCACCAGGCUCGCCGUGAGCUCAGUGGGGUUCCUUCCUGGACUCUCGGUCUCAAGCAGCGGUCACGCAGAACGUGCACUGUUGUCUCGGUCUCAAGCUGGAGCCACCUUGUCUCCCUCUGCACUCAGAGCUCUUACUUGACUGCAUGGCAGCAUGGAGUCUCACCCCCUUCUCUAUCUCCUGUGCCCAGAACAUAGUAGGGGCUCAAUAAACAAAUGAACAGUCA
This is a messenger RNA of Phyllostomus hastatus (greater spear-nosed bat), 874 nucleotides long. It is a transcript of the gene TAC4, whose product is annotated as tachykinin precursor 4. The transcript is spliced from 5 exons. Lineage: Eukaryota; Metazoa; Chordata; Mammalia; Chiroptera; Phyllostomidae. The record is from RefSeq and is a predicted model, not a curated record. Bases 180 to 503 code for a protein of 107 amino acids.